AUGCGUUAUAUAAUAUUGCCAUAUGUUUUGGAUAUAAAAGGAAUAAAGCUUACCGGUGUGGUUGGUGGUAAACAUCGUGCGGACCAUGAACCAAGUGAGAAGGACAAAGAAAUUGAUAUUUCUGAGUUUACUUCUUUUUUAGAAUCAAAGUCCAUACCCCGAUUAUCCUUCUUCCUUUAUGACCUCUAUCGUGAUCUGGACCCAAUGGUUCGUGUAAAAAGUGGUGCUAACAUACGAGUUCAAGAAUUGAAAAUCACAAGGUGGUGGUUCCAAGCGAAGACUGCCGUUUCUAAUAAUAAAGGAAAAGAAACUUUGUGA
Molecule: messenger RNA, 318 nt
Organism: Funneliformis caledonium
Lineage: Eukaryota; Fungi; Glomeromycota; Glomeromycetes; Glomerales; Glomeraceae
Source: the annotation of a GenBank genome assembly